AUGGUGGAGGAGCUUGAUUCAGAAAGGGACUCGAUUGUCUCGGAAUCGGAGGAGUUUGGCGGUGAGAUACMCACAGGAUCGACAGAUACUACUGAUCAACCUGAACCAAUUGUCGACGAUUUUGAUUUAGAUUUAGGUGAUUUAGAGUCUGGUCCUAAAAGACCAAAACUAAAGCAAUUCCCUUUAACGCAAUUUGGUUCUCAAAAACGUGGUUUUAAUUCGUCAUAUUAUGUGAAUAAUAAUUGGCUCGAAUACAGUAUUAAUAAAGAUGCCAUUUUUUGUUAUGCUUGUCGAAUAUUUGGAAACAAUCAUACUGAACCUACAUUCACAUCUGUUGGAUUUAAAAAUUGGAAAAAACUUGAUGCCCAUGCUAGUACAAAAACUCACUUGACUUGUAUGGCAAAAUGGUCAGGACAUAAUAUAACUGUUCAAAAAACUGGCACUGUUCAUACUCAGCUAACAACUCAGCAUCAAUUAGAAAUUGCAGCUAACAGAGAGUAUAUAAACAGCCUUAUUGAUAUUACACUAUAUUUAGCAACUCAAGGAUUGGCCUUUAGAGGACAUGAUGAAAACAAAACAUCAUUAAAUCAAGGGAAUUUUAAGGAAGCUUGUGUUUUAUUUUCUAAGCACAUGCCCAAGUUUUCUGAAAUAUUUAGCAAAGAUACUAAUUACACUAGUCAUCAUAUACAAGAUGAAAUCAUUGAUAUAUGUGCAAAUAGUGUUAAAGAUUCAAUUACCUAUAGAAGAAGUAGGACCAGGAAUAUUCAUUGCUAUAAAGACGAGCAAAUGUCUCUUUGUAUUCGAUAUGUAAAAGAUUUUGAUAUUAAAGAAAGAUUUCUUGGAUUUAUCGACUGUUCUGAGAAACAGGAUGCUCAAGCUUUAAGUGAGCAUAUUUUAAAUUACCUUCAAACAUGUAAACUAAGCGUUUGUGAGUAUUCUAAUUAG
Diuraphis noxia (Russian wheat aphid) is the source of this 945-nucleotide messenger RNA. RefSeq names its product zinc finger MYM-type protein 1-like. NCBI's taxonomy places the organism in Eukaryota, Metazoa, Arthropoda, Insecta, Hemiptera, Aphididae. The record is from RefSeq and is a predicted model, not a curated record.